AACUCUACCCGUGGAAUAUCUCGGUGGGAAGCCUCUCUGCAUGAACCAGUAUUACCAGAUCCUCUCGUCUUGCCGCAUCCCGGGUCCGAAACGCGACUCGGUGGUGAACUAUGCCAAGGGGAAGAAAUCUCCCACCCACAUCACCGUGGUUCACAAUUUUCAGUUCUUUCAGCUGGAUGUUUACAGCAGCAACGGGAGCCCCCUGACUACCGACCAGAUUUUCAUUCAGCUGGAAAAGAUUUGGAAUACGUCCCUUCAAACCAACAAGGAGCCCAUCGGGAUUUUGACAAGCAACCAUCGCAACAGUUGGGCCAAAGCCUACAACAACCUCAUCAAAGACAAGACCAACAAGGAAUCCGUGCGCACGAUUGAAAAGAGCAUUUUCACCGUCUGCUUGGAUGCUCCGAUUCCCCGGGUCUCAGAUGACGUUUAUAAGAGCCGGGUGGCUGCCCAGAUGCUGCACGGAGGAGGAAGUCGGUGGAAUAGUGGGAACCGCUGGUUCGACAAAACGCUCCAGUUCAUCGUGGCGGAAGAUGGAUCCUGCGGGUUGGUGUAUGAGCAUGCGCCAUCCGAGGGCCCCCCCAUCGUGGCUCUGCUGGAUCACAUUGUGGAGUACACAAAGAAGCCGGAGCUUGUAAGAUCUCCCAUGGUCCCGUUACCGAUGCCAAAGAAACUACGGUUUAAUAUCACUCCAGAAAUCAAGAACGAUAUUGAAGAUGCCAAGCAGAAUCUCAACAUCAUGGUGCAGGAUCUGGAUAUCAAGGUGAUCGUGUUCCAUCAAUUUGGGAAAAAUUUCCCCAAGUCGGAAAAGAUCAGUCCAGAUGCUUUUAUUCAAGUCGCUUUGCAGUUGGCUUACUACAGGAUGUACGGAGAGCUUUGCUCCACUUACGAGAGCGCCUCGCUUCGGAUGUUCCGUCUCGGUCGGACAGACACCAUCCGCUCAGCCUCCGUGGAUGUGCUGAAGUUUGUACAGUCCAUGAGUGCUGACAACAUCCAGGAUCAAGAGAAGGCAGAAUUGUUGAGGCGAGCCACCCAGGCGCACCGAAGCUAUACUGACAUGGCCAUUAGAGGAAAUGCAAUCGAUCGUCACCUUUUGGGCCUGAAGCUCCAAGCAAUUGAGGAUCUAGUAAGCAUUCCCGAACUCUUCAUGGACACCGCUUACGCCGUGGCCAUGCACUUCAACCUCUCCACCAGCCAGGUGCCCGCCAAGACAGACUGUGUGAUGUGUUUUGGCCCGGUGGUGCCGGAUGGUUACGGCGUUUGCUACAACCCCAUGGCGGAGCACAUCAAUUUUGCCAUCUCGGCCUUCAACAGCUGCAGCGAAACCAACGCAGCCCGGAUGUCCCAUUACAUGGAGCAAGCAUUGCUGGACAUGCGGCUCCUGCUCCAGUCCAAUCCCAAGUCCAAGCUUUAAGAGGGGAAGCAGGGGAAGAGGCGAACGACCGGUUCGAAUGACUGGCCUUCUGGGUGGGUUUCAUCCACGCCCUGGACUCCCCACCCCUCCCUCCGAAGGAUGGAAGACUUUUUCCUGGUUGCGUUUGGGUUUGCGGGAUGGAAAUGAACUCCCAUCACUCAACAGGGGAGAUACCCUGCUCACCUUUCCUGUGUUCGUAUGACUCUGUGCCUUAAGAGAGGUUUCGCGGGGGAGAAUGGGGAGGGGGAGCUUGUGAAUCAACGGGAAUCCGUGGACCUUCCUUGGUUGGAUGCUGGGUUGAAAGGGAAGGUCUUGGCUCAAAGCCUCCUGAGAAGUUUGGCCUGGGAUUUUGCACAAUGUUUGUUCUCCGUGGGAAUAUAACAAGUCCGUUUCACAGCAUCCGUUACUAUGAUGGUUUUCAUGGUAGAGCCAUUUUCUGGUUUGAUGCUAAAGAUUGCUUCCUUUUCUUCCUCUCCUUCUCCAUCAUAUCAUUUUUUUUGUCCUCAUUCUCAUCUUCUUGUCCUCUUUCCCCUUCUCCAUCAUCAUUCCUCUUCUUCCUUCUCCAUCAUCCUUACUCCU
Notechis scutatus (mainland tiger snake) is the source of this 1993-nucleotide messenger RNA. The record is from RefSeq and is a predicted model, not a curated record. NCBI's taxonomy places the organism in Eukaryota, Metazoa, Chordata, Lepidosauria, Squamata, Elapidae.